Molecule: messenger RNA, 2257 nt
Organism: Lactuca virosa
Lineage: Eukaryota; Viridiplantae; Streptophyta; Magnoliopsida; Asterales; Asteraceae
Source: the annotation of a GenBank genome assembly
AUAGAACUAUCCGAGGUGGAAGCCCAAGUGAAGGAGAAACGAAGAGGUCCAGACGUGUGCCUCAAUCGAAACAAUACAAGGUCACUUUAAGCUACGCUACAAAAAUCCCAAUUCAAGCCAUUGUUAAUGCGCUUCAAGGUCACGAUUCUGAGCAAUUUCAUGAAGCGGUUAGGGUUCUAGAUGUUCUUCUUCGCCAACACGCGGCGAAACAAGGUUGUCUUCUGGGGGUUUCAUUCAAGUUUUCGCGCCACCCAAUCUGGGCUGAGUUUGAACAUGGAUGUAUCGACAACAAUGAUUGUGAAGCCAGGGAAAGUUAUGGAUUUCCUAUUUGAAAACCAAAACGUUCGCAGCUUAAGGGAGAUCGAUUGGAUCAAGGCAAAAAGAAUGCUGAAGAACCUUCGCAUCAAGACCUUACCCUCGAAUCUGGAGUAUAAGAUCAUUGGAUUGAGUGAGAAAACAUGUAGAGAACAGAGGUUUUCAUUGAAACAAAAGAAUCAAAGAGAUGGGUAUAGCCCAAGUGAAGCCAUUGACAUAACAGUGUUUCAAUACUAUGCUGAGUAUCGACAAAUACACCUUGAAUACUCUGCUGAUUGCCCAUGUCUUGAUGUUGGAAAACCUAAGAGACCAGUUUAUAUCCCACUUGAGUUGUGUGAUUUGAUUUCCCUUCAACGAUACACCAAGGCUUUGUCUAAUCUACUAAGAGCUUCACUUGUUGAGAAGUCACGACAAAAGCCUCGUGAUCGAAUGCAAGCAUUGACUGGUGCACUGAAUCAAAGUAACUAUGGUGCUGAUCCUCUUAUUAAUGCCACUGGGAUUACAAUCAGUACCACUUUCACACAAGUCGAGGGUCGAGUUUUGGAACCUCCAAAGUUGAAAUUCGGGAGAGGAGGAGACAUGGUGCCACGUGGAGGUCGGUGGAACUUCAACAACAAGACACUUGUUGAGCCUUCAAGGAUAAGCUGUUGGGUUGUAGUCAACUUUUCUGCACGAUGUGACCUGAAUGCCCUCAAGAACAAUCUCCGUGUGUGUUCUCAAGCAAAAGGAAUCGAACUCGAUCCACCAUUUGGUGUGAUCGAAGAGAACCCUCAGUUUAAACGUAGCCCUGCCCCCGUUCGUGUUGACAAAAUGUUUGAAGCCAUAAGACAAAGACUCCCGGGCCCACCUUCAUUCAUUCUAUGCAUCCUCCCUGAACGAAAAAAUUCGGACAUCUACGGUCCAUGGAAACGAAAAUGUCUUGUGGACCAUGGGAUUGUCACACAGUGCAUCGCCCCGACUAAGAUCAACGACCAGUAUGUCACAAACAUGCUUCUCAAGAUUAAUGCAAAGAUGGGUGGAAUAAACUCUUUGUUGUCAGUUGAGUUGUCAAAUGCUAUCCCAUUGGUGUCCAGGAAUCCCACUAUAAUCUUUGGGAUGGAUGUCUCCCAUGGUUCACCGGGACGUGCGGAUGUUCCCUCAAUUGCUGCUGUUGUAAGCUCAAGGAAAUGGCCACAAAUUUCGCGAUACAGAGCAUCUGUUCGUGCACAAUCUGCAAGAGUUGAGAUGAUCGAUGGUUUGUUUAAGCCUAUUUCUCAUGAUAAAGAUGAAGGAAUGAUAAGGGAGCUGUUGGAUGACUUCUAUUUAAGCACUCCAAAGUUGAAACCGAAGAACAUAAUCAUAUUCAGAGAUGGUGUAAGCGAAUCGCAGUUCAUCACACGAAAUUCUUCCAAGCCAAUUCAGAAGCUAAUGUCCCACCAGGAACAGUCGUUGAUAAUAAAGUUUGUCAUCCUAAGAGCAACGACUUCUAUUUAUGUGCACAAAAUGGACCGAUUGGAACUACGCGACCUACGCAUUCACCAGGUGCUUCGUGAUGAGAUCGGGUUUUCUGCUGAUGAGUUGCAAGAGCUUGUUCAUUCGUUAUCCUAUGUGUACCAAAGGAGUACAACUGCUAUAUCUGUAGUUGCUCCGAUAUGCUAUGCUCACUUGGCGGCAGGACAGGUGGCACAGUUUGUGAAGUUUGAUGACAUGUCAGACACUGCGUCUAGUCAUAGUGGUGGUGGUGUGGGUGGUUCUUCUUUCACCCAGUUGCCAAAGCUUCAUGAUAAGGUUUCUAGUUCCAUGUUCUUCUGCUGAACAACAGUGGUGGUUAUGAUUGAUUUUUGAUAAUCAAAACAUGAAUUCUUAACAAUCUGGAUAUUUAUGUUUGUUGAUUGAUGAGAUUUUGAGAACAUAUUAACACAUGGAUGUUGAUUUUUACUUGGAUGCUUGCUAUAUAUCGAUU